This is a messenger RNA of Bactrocera oleae (olive fruit fly), 1416 nucleotides long. The record is from RefSeq and is a predicted model, not a curated record. Lineage: Eukaryota; Metazoa; Arthropoda; Insecta; Diptera; Tephritidae.
UCCAAAAUUUCAAUGAAAUGAGUUUUUGUAAUAUGUUAUAUUAGUUAUAAUUUUGCGUGUCAUCAAAUGUUGUUCAUUUGAUAAACACAAACGCGCACUUCCUUCUAUCACCUUUUCGCACUCAAAGCGAAUUCGAACAGCUGUUUGUAAACUGUCAAAUCAAGUGUCAGUGUUUGUAAUCGACAACGAGUCUUAUGCAAUGCCAGGCAACUAGGUUGCUGUAAAAGGAGAAGAAGGUGAAGCAGAAACCACCACGUUCGCGUACUACGUUAAUUAGAAGCAUUUAACGGCAAAUUCUAGGUGUAAACUCCAUAGUCAUCCAAGCAGUUAAAGAUGUUCCGAAAAGUUAUAUUUGCUACACCAGCUACAGCUGUGCUUUUGGCUGCUGUGCCUGUCAAGCAAUCGGAAGUGAAAGCAGCUGAAAAGGUGCAGGCACAUACUAAUUUCACGUGCAAGCCAAGUGAUUUGCCACUUUAUCAAUCCUUGCAUGAAUUACACAGUACUAAGACGGAAUCGCAUCCACCAAAAGACUCGCCGACACGUCAAACUAUUGAAAGUGGAAUAAGCGUUGUACGCACGGAAGUACAAGCCGGUCUUAAUGUGCUUGCUGAACAGAAGGCACAUUUCGACCACUAUUAUGAAACGGCCAAAGCGCAUACCCAAUCCACUAUCGAUUAUUUAAAUGAGCCGCAGAAUAUUUUGCCACGUAGUGGUGCUAUCGCUGUCGGUGGUUUAUCUGGCUUCAUUUUUGCUGCGCGUGGUGGUUUCAUUAAGAAAGUGCUGUACACAACCAUAGGUGCUGGCACAGUGGCUUCCCUUUGCUAUCCUAAACAAGCGGAAAUAUUUGCACGCGAUGCCCUGGUACAGGCGCGCAAAGGUUAUUAUAUUGCUUACAAUUUCGUAAAGGGUGUUAAACCAGGCGAUGAAGUUACGCCCGAACCGGUUAGUAAAUUCCCCACAAGCAUGGAAGACUUGAAAUAUCUAGCCUUAGAUCUGUACGACGAAGCGAAAGAGGCGAUAUUUGGCAAGAAGCAAUAAACACAACUAGUAGUGGAUAUAGUAACAAAGUAAGUCCAAUAACGAAAGCGAAACUUAUGGAUGUAAUCGGGUCAAAAUUUAUAGUGAACUAUGAGUAGUGGAAAAUAGCGUAUAAUACAAUAUUUUGUAUUAUGCUAUAAAAGAGUGCAAAAGCAGCUUUCGUUCAAUGUUAAUAUUCACGAAAAUUUAACUCUAAACAAUUGAAGUUUAGGCAACUUUGCAAAAUAAUUGUAACGCCACAAUAAUUAGCUCCUUUUUGUCUAAAUAAAAUAAAAUAAUAGUAAAUUUCAAAUAAUGUAAUACUUCAAAAGAUUAAAUAGCAAACCAAUUAUGCCAUUAACAAACAAAAUAAAUGCGAAGCGAAAGACGAGUGAGUUA